CUCCCUGUCGUCGAUCUCGACGCCUUCUAUUCUGCUCCAGCCUCGCCUGCCGCACGCGCAGAGGCUGUCAAGACCGCAGAAGCCCUGAUCCAGUACGGCGCCCUCAUCGUUCGAGACGGUCGCGUGUCCGAGACGGCCAACCAGCGCUUCCUCGACGUCAUGGAGGACUACUUUGCGCAGGACGAGGCGCGGCUCAAGGAGGACUUGCGGCCCGAGGUCCACUACCAGGUCGGCGUCACGCUCGAGAACACGGAGAAGCCCAAGUGCCACUCGGACGACGCCUGUCGAGCCAUCAUCGCGGCAUUGGACCCGGCCGAGCGCCCGCUCGACCUCGAGGGCGGCCAGGCGGAUCCCAAGUGCCGCUUCUUCCACCGGAUGGGCAAGACGCCGCCGACGACCGACUUUCCCUCGCUGCGCAUGGACAACGUCACGCCCGCCGCCUUUCGCUCGACAUGGGCCGCCUCGAUGGAGGAGUGGGGCGCGCAGAUCAAGCAGGCUGUCGACGGCGUGAGCGAGAUGCUCGCCGUCGGGCUCGGGCUCGAGCGCGACACGUUCUUGCGCGCCGCCGAGUACGGCUCCCACCUCCUCGCGCCGACGGCGACCGACCUCGACAAGUGGGGCAAGGUCGGCGAGAUCUUUGCGGGCUUCCACACGGACCUGAAUUUUCUCACGAUCCAUGGUCGCUCUCGGUACCCGGGCCUGCACAUCUGGGCGCGCAACUCGGGCCGGCGCAUCACGGUCCAGCUCCCGCCGGGACACCUUCUCGUCCAGGCGGGCAAGCAGCUCGAGCACUACACGGGUGGCCUGGUGCUUGCGGGCCACCACGAGGUAUGCUGUACGACCGCGACGCUCGAGGCGCUCGUGCGCCGCCGCGCCGAUCCGGAAACGGCGCACCGGCCGGCGAUCCGCAUCUCGUCGACCUUCUUCCACCACCUGUCGUCGGACGAGGCGCUGUCGCCG
This is a messenger RNA of Rhodotorula graminis WP1, 960 nucleotides long. RefSeq lists its product as uncharacterized. The record is from RefSeq and is a predicted model, not a curated record. NCBI's taxonomy places the organism in Eukaryota, Fungi, Basidiomycota, Microbotryomycetes, Sporidiobolales, Sporidiobolaceae. The transcript has 5 exons. The annotation marks the transcript as partial.